This is a messenger RNA of Cucurbita maxima (winter squash), 3574 nucleotides long. RefSeq names its product pentatricopeptide repeat-containing protein At2g03380, mitochondrial. The transcript is spliced from 4 exons. Lineage: Eukaryota; Viridiplantae; Streptophyta; Magnoliopsida; Cucurbitales; Cucurbitaceae. Gene Ontology annotation, molecular function: protein binding. The coding region runs from base 77 to 2191 and encodes 704 amino acids. The record is from RefSeq and is a predicted model, not a curated record.
UUGAAAAAGGAGCAUACGACGACCUGACCAUCCUUAAAGAAUGGCGGCAUGACGGUAGAGCAUUUCACAAGCGGGAAUGUUGCAACGCUUCUUUAGCCUUCCUCGAAUCUUCUCCCGUCUCGCAGGACCUUUACUUGAAAUGGGGCACCACAUUUCUUAUUCCACAUAUGCUUCCCAGCCCCCACUCUCCGACCUCGAUCAAACCAUGGCUUCAGUACAGUUUAUUUCCUUACACUCCUGCUUUUAUUUCAUGGGACUUUGCAGGAACAUUGAUACUCUCAUCAAGUUCCAUGGAUUGCUCAUAGUUCACGGCCUUGUCGGUAAUCUUCUUUGUGAUACUAAGUUAGUCGGUGUUUAUGGGGCACUUGGGGACGUGGGGUCUGCUCGCAUGGUGUUCGAUCAAAUGCGCGACCCAGACUUUUAUGCGUGGAAAGUAAUGAUCAGGUGGUAUUUCUUGAAUGACAUGUUUGCGAAUAUUAUUCCGUUCUAUAAUCGCAUGCGAAUGUCAUUUAGGGAAUGUGAUAACAUUAUUUUUUCAAUUAUUUUGAAAGCGUGUUGCGAAUUGCGUGAAAUUGAUGAAGGGAGGAAGGUCCAUUGCCAGAUUGUGAAGGUGGGGGGUCCGGAUAGUUUUGUAUUGACUGGUUUGAUAGAUAUGUAUGGUAAAUGUGGGCAGAUUGAGUGCUCAAGCGCUGUGUUUGAAGGAAUUAUCGAUAAGAAUGUGGUUUCUUGGACUACAAUGAUUGCGGGAUAUGUACAAAAUGAUUGUGCAGAGGAGGGUCUGGUUUUAUUCAAUCGGAUGAGAGAAUCAUUGGUCGAAAGCAACCAAUUUACUUUAGGGAGCAUAAUAACUGCUUGUACAAGAUUAAGAGCUUUGCAUCAGGGGAAAUGGGUACAUGGCUAUGCCAUUAAGAACGUUAUUGAACUUAGCUCUUUUUUGGCGACAGCUUUUUUGGACAUGUAUGUUAAAUGUGGGCAAACAAGAGAUGCUCGCAUGAUAUUUGACGAGCUACCUACUAUUGAUCUCGUUUCAUGGACUGCAAUGAUCGUUGGAUAUACCCAAGCCGGCCAACCCAAUGAGGCAUUGAGUCUUUUCACUGAUAAAAUAAGGUCUGGUCUCUUACCUAAUUCUGUCACUGCUGCAAGUAUUCUUUCGGCAUGUUCGGUGUCUGGUAAUUUAAGUAUAGGAAUGUCAGUUCAUGGACUUGGGAUUAAACUUGGGCUGGCAGAGUGUGCAGUGAAGAAUGCUCUUAUUGACAUGUAUGCUAAAUGCCAUAUGAUUGACGAUGCUUAUGUUGUAUUUCUUGGGGUUUUGGAAAAAGAUGUGAUUACUUGGAACUCAAUGAUAUCUGGGUAUACUCAGAAUGGAUCUGCAUAUGAUGCCCUCCGUCUCUUCAAUCAAAUGAGAUCAGACUCGCUUGCACCUGACGCAAUAACUCUGGUGAGCACCCUUUCAGCAUCUGCCAUCCUAGGUGCUGUACAGCUCGGUUCAUCACUUCAUGCUUACUCGAUUAAAGAAGGCUUAUUUUCAUCAAAUCUUUACAUUGGCACUGCACUUUUGAACUUGUAUGCUAAAUGUGGCGAUGCUAAAUCAGCACGUAUGGUGUUCGACAGUAUGGGAGAUAAGAAUAUUAUCACAUGGAGUGCAAUGAUAGGUGGUUAUGGAGUGCAGGGUGAUGGAAGUGGAUCCCUUGCCAUUUUCUCCGACAUGUUGAAGGAGGAUUUAAAACCUAAUGAUGUAAUUUUCACGACGGUAUUAUCUGCUUGUAGCUAUUCUGGGAUGGUUGAAGAGGGAUGGAAAUAUUUCAAAUCUAUGAGUCAGGAUUAUAACUAUGCGCCUUCCAUGAAACACUAUGCCUGUAUGGUUGAUCUUUUAUCCCGAUCUGGUAGACUGGAGGAAGCAUUGGACUUUAUUAAGAAAAUGCCAGUUCAACCAGAUAUUAGUUUGUAUGGAGCUUUUCUUCAUGGAUGUGGAUUAUACUCGAGGUUUGAUCUUGGAGAAGUCAUAGUCAGAGAAAUGCUAGAGCUUCAUCCAAAUGAAGCUUGCCUUUAUGUGCUUUUAUCUAACCUGUAUGCUUCAGAUGGGAGAUGGGGCCAAGUUAAUGAGGUGAGAGAUUUGAUGCUACGGAGAGGAUUGAAAAAGGUUCCAGGGUAUAGCCUAGUAGAAACUAAUGCAGGUGUGCCAUUUCAUUAGUUGAAGUGACUUGUGUGGUUCCUAUCUUCAUGUUUUCGUUGAGAUAAUCAAGAUACUUUACCCAGUGAGGCUCUAUUAUAUGGAUCUAUGACAUUUUCUUAAUGUCCUUGUUCUUUCCUUCGCUGGAGUUUCGACAAGCCUUGUCGAAUAGGGAAACGUUGGAUACUAUCAAUCUUCUGUCCUUGCGUGGAGAGUUUUGGUGGAUGGAAAGAAGGAUGUUCGUAUCUAGAAUCCUGUCCUUUUGAAUGGUUCUCGUGUAAAUCCUUUUUUUCUUUUGAAUGGUUCUCAUGAUUCUCAUGCACUCUAAAAAAAUCACGGUGGUGACUUUGUGAUGUUUUGUCGUGAAAGGAUGUCUUGGAGGGCAAGGAGCUGCAUACUCAAUGAUUGUCUAGGAUUGUAGCAGUGAAGUACACAAUUAACUUCUCAUUGACAAGAUUCUUCUGCAAGCACAACUUACACUUAAGCUGAUUGUACACAUCUUACAAAGGACUUGAGCUAAAGGAUUUCGAGUCGUUACAUCGAGCUAAUUAGAGUGGCAUCCACCAGGACUAAUUGGCCAGACAUACUACAGUGACAUCGUCAAUUCUAAAAGCAAAGUGUUUUGAUUGAUUCUUUUGCUUCUUGAUCAGAACGUGAAAUUGACUGCAAUUUACUAAAAGCCUUGCACUGUGGAGGACUCAUGUUUUACGACUCUGAGUGGCAGAGACUUCCUUUUACCUCUCUAACAGGAUUGCAAACGGUGAAAAUUAAGCUUACAAAACAACAACUUGAGUUCCUUUGUGGGAUCAAUUCAUCAGUGGUCGAGCUAAGGAAGAUAUGGAACCUAUCCUUAAUUAUUCAUAUAAAUUCUUGCAGAGUGGACCAGAGAACUCCGAAAGAUCAUACGGAAGGCAACGGUGAUGAGCAACCUUCAAUCAUUCAACUCAGAAUACAAAUGAUUCAAGUGUAGGAAGCUGUCCAUCAUCUCAAGUUUCAAGCAUUCUGUACUCUAGGAGAAAAGCUCAAGACGUGGCUCAUUUGGCUCAGGAAACAGAUCUCCACAUUCUUCUGAUUUAAGGAUAGCACUCUACCUAGAUACCAUGGAAGAGAAGAUUUACUUUCUGAACUUACACUUGGAGAACCAUACUCCAUCAAUUGUAGUUAUAAAACUACUACGAAAGCUGAAGAACAAUGCUGUGUGGAGGUAGGAGGAGGCCUAUAGGUCGUGAGCCGCCUAUCCCAAAAGAAAAUGGGAUAAUAGAAAAAUCGGGAUUCUUCAUUACACUUAGAUUGAAGCCAACAACAAUCAUAAUUCAAGACUUCUAGGUAAACCCUUUUAGAGGAAGAUUUGAAAGGUUGUGUAUGUUAGGAAUCACGAACCUGACAUGAUAUUGUCCACUCUAA